Molecule: messenger RNA, 1071 nt
Organism: Aspergillus pseudotamarii
Lineage: Eukaryota; Fungi; Ascomycota; Eurotiomycetes; Eurotiales; Aspergillaceae
Product: NAD(P)-dependent alcohol dehydrogenase
Exons: 3
Coding region: 1-1071 (356 amino acids)
Biological process (GO): D-sorbitol catabolic process
Molecular function (GO): L-iditol 2-dehydrogenase (NAD+) activity; zinc ion binding
Source: RefSeq, a predicted model, not a curated record
AUGAUCAACAAAGAGCAGAACCCAUCGUUAGUCCUUAAAGCUGUCCAACAACUCGAGUUCGAGGAUCGCCCGGUGCCAGAUUUGUUAGAGCCCUACGAUGUUUCCGUGAGGAUUGAAUACACAGGGAUAUGUGGCAGUGAUGUCCACUACUGGCAACGGGGCCGAAUUGGUCAAUUUAUCCUCGAAAAACCCAUGGUGCUGGGCCAUGAGUCAGCUGGAGUAGUAGAGAAAGUUGGAUCUAAAGUGAAGUCACUUACAGUGGGCGACCACGUUGCCCUAGAACCAGGAGUGCCCUGCCGACGAUGCACGUUUUGCAAAGUCGGGAGCUAUAACCUGUGCAGCGAGAUGGCAUUUGCUGCUACUCCUCCCUUCGACGGCACCUUGGCCAAGUACUAUGUUUUGCCCGAGGACUUUUGCUACAAGCUUCCUACGAAUGUUAGCUUGCAAGAAGGCGCCGUUGUGGAGCCCCUCAGUGUUGCAGUGCAUCUUGUUCGACAGGCCGCAUUGCAGCCAGGGCAGUCGGUGGUAGUAUUUGGCGCAGGGCCCGUCGGCCUCUUGUGCUGUGCGGUGGCACGAGCUUUUGGGGCCUCCAAGGUGAUUGUGGUUGAUGUACAACCUAAACGAUUGGAAUUCGCUCGUGCCUACGCGGCAACUGCUCAUUUUCUGCCGGGCAUGGACUCCUCUCCGGCGGAUAACGCUGUUCGGCUGAAAGAAGAAAAUGAACUUGGAGUAGGCGCAGAUGUUGUCAUUGAGGCUUCUGGCGCGGAGCCAUCGGUGUAUACUGGCAUCCAUAUAUUGAGACCCGGCGGAACGUAUGUCCAAGGAGGGAUGGGAAGGGAGGAAGUUAAGUUUCCAAUCACGACGGCAUGCACAAAGGAGCUCGUGAUACGGGGAAGUUUCCGAUAUUCCAGUGGCGAUUACAAGCUCGCUAUUGCGCUGAUUGCUGCCGGGAAAAUUGAUGUUAAGGCGCUGAUCACGCAAGUUUUCAAAUUUGAGGAUGCGCCGCGGGCGUUUGAGGAGGUGAGAUUGGGGAACGGGAUCAAGACUCUCAUAGGGGGUCCAGGAGUGUGA